CAAACUCACAAACAAACACACACUCGUCCCACAUCAUCUCAAUAGUCAAAAACGCAGGCUCAUCAUUAUUGAGGUACACUGUCGCCGUCCGUUGAUCGGAACAUACCAUUCUGUAAUAAUAAGAUUGAUUAUUAAUGCUGAAAAAAUGAGCUGCAAUGGAUGCCGAGUUUUGCGAAAGGGUUGCAGCGAGAAUUGCAUGCUACGUCAAUGCAUAGAGUGGAUGGAAGACCCUCAAGCUCAAGCUCACGCCACCGUCUUCGUCGCCAAGUUCUUCGGCCGCGCCGGCCUCCUCUCCUUCAUAAACGCCGUCUCCGAAACCCAAAGACCUGCUUUGUUUCAGUCUUUGCUGUUUGAGGCGGUGGGGAGGACUAUAAACCCGGUGAACGGAGCGACAGGGCUUCUUUUGGCUGGGAACUGGAAGGUUUGCCAGGCUGCGGUGGAGAGGGUGAUGAGCGGCGGCGCGUUGGAGCCACUUCCCGAGUACAGUCGUCGUGGUGUUCAUCAUGUUAAGCAACAACGGCGGGAAGAGCGCUAUUUCUCCAAGUACUCGAACAAAAGGAGACCGGCGUUGUUGGCUUCCGGACACGUCGGUGAUGACGAACGGCCUGAUCUUGAUCUUAGUUUGAAGGCAUCGUCGGAGUUGCGUAGACAUGAUCAUGAUAGAGCAGCAACGCCGUCGUCUGUGGAAGGCUCGGAAACAUCGACGUUCUCAAGAAGUGGUUCGUCGUCGGCAGAUUAUACAACUAAUGAUUUAGAGGGAACAAAGCUUCUGAGACUAUUCGUUUGAGGCGAUUAAAUCAAUCUUUAUAUGUGAUCGAUGUUCUUCAGUUUUCCCUCAUUGAUCUUAUUUCAUUUUAAUUUUGUUUUAAUAAGAUAUAAGAUAUAAAUGUAGUACUUUAACGACUUUGCAACCUCUUGUGCAUGGCUGUUUUUUGACCUUUCAUCCUCCUGGAUUCGAUCGAAUGAAUUGGAAGUCUUCGUACC
Messenger RNA from Fragaria vesca subsp. vesca, 984 nucleotides. Its product is annotated as LOB domain-containing protein 38-like. Gene Ontology annotation, biological process: regulation of gene expression. Bases 146 to 787 code for a protein of 213 amino acids. The transcript is spliced from 2 exons. Lineage: Eukaryota; Viridiplantae; Streptophyta; Magnoliopsida; Rosales; Rosaceae. The record is from RefSeq and is a predicted model, not a curated record.